ACAGGUAAUGUGGCACUUGACAAUUUACAGAUAAAGGAGAAUGCAUUGAGUGAACUGGAUGUACCUUUUAGAAUAAAAGUUGGUCAGAUAGAUAAACUUACUCUGAAGAUUCCUUGGAAGAAUCUCUAUGGGGAGGCAGUUGUUGCAACUCUAGAAGGCUUGUAUCUUCUGAUAGUUCCUGGAGCAAGUGUUAAAUAUGAUGCAGAGAAGGAAGAAAAGUACUUGCAGGAUAAUAAACAAAAGGAACUGGCAAGAAUUGAGGAAGCCUUGCAUAAAGCAGCAGAAAAAGGCACCCAUUCACAAGAUUCCUUGUAUGGGUUGGAGAGCCUGGUUUACAAGGACACCAAGCCUGGACGUAAGCGUAAAAAGUACAAAAAGCAUUUUAAGAGACCCUUUAGAGGUCGUGAUCACUCAAAAGACAAACCAAAGGAAGAGAAGAAGGAUACUUUCUUAGAAAAGCUUGCAACUCAAGUUAUAAAAAAUGUACAAGUCAAAAUCACAGGCAUUCAUGUUAAAUACGAAGAUGAUAUCACAGACCCACAGUGCCCGAUUUCCUUGGGAAUGACGCUGGGGGAGCUGAGUUUACUGACAACAAACGAGAACUGGACACCUUCCAUUCUGAAUGAAGCUGCAAAAAUAAUAUACAAGCUUUUGUGCCUGGACAGCCUCAGUGCUUAUUGGAACAUAAACAGCAAAAUGUAUUAUCAUGGCUCCCGUGAACAAAUACUGGACCAGCUGAAAAAAGGAAUUCCCUGUCAUGGUCACCAGCCUGAAGACUACCAGUACAUUUUCAGACCAGUGUCAGCCUCUGCAAGACUCUAUAUCAACCCAUAUGCAGAAGUAGAACUGAAAACUCCUAAGAUUGAUUGCAAUGUAGAAGUGCAGAGAAUUGUCAUUGAAUUCACUAAGCCACAGUACCUCAGCAUGAUAGACCUGCUGGAGUCCAUAGAUUACAUGGUUCGCAAUGCACCCUACAGAAGAUUUAGGCCAAAUGUGCCUCUCCAUAAAAAUGCCAAGGAAUGGUGGAAAUAUGCAGGUACCAGUGUUCUGGAAGUUCACAUCAGAAGGCGUACUCGAAUGUGGUCGUGGAGUAACAUCAAACAGCACAGGCAGCUUCUGAAGAGUUACAAAAAUGUGUACAAGAACAAGCUCACACAGAGCAAACUGUCAGAAGAAACACAGAAGCAAAUCCAGGACCUGGAAAGAAAACUUGAUGUCUUCAAUACAAUCUUAGCAAGACAACAAGCACAAGUUGAGACAAUAAGAUCAGGACAAAAGCUACUGAAGAAGAAGAGCGCUGAAGCAGAAAAGAAAAGUGGAGGAUGGUUUAGUGGUUUUUGGGGUAAAAGAGAAUCUAAGAUUAAAGAAGAUGAAGAACCACUCGUGCCUGAAACUCUUGAUGAACUAAUGACACCAGAGGAGAAAGCUAAACUUUAUACUGCUAUUGGAUAUAGUGACAGCUCCCAUCACCUUUCAUUACCAAAGCAGUAUGUUGCCCAUGUUGUGACACUGAAGCUGUUAAGCACUUCUCUUACAAUUAAAGAAGACAAGAAUGUGGCAGAAACUCUAAAAGUGCAGAUGAUUGAUCUGAGCACCAAAAUAUCCCAGCGCCCAGGAGCACAAGCCAUUAAGGUUGAAGCAAAGCUUGAAAACUGGUAUGUGACGGGCCUGAGACAAGAAAACAUUGUGCCAUCUCUUGUGGCUUCCAUAGGGGAUAGCAAAUCUUCUCUGCUUAAAAUUGAGUUUGAUAUUAACCCAGAGGACAGCACAGCUGACCAGAGCCUUACUAUUGAAUCACAGCCUGUGGAAGUAAAAUAUGAUGCAAGAACAAUAAAUGCAAUGGUAGAAUUCUUUCAGACAAGUAAGGGAAUGGAUCUUGAAAGAUUAACAACAGCCACCUUAAUGAAACUGGAGGAAAUCAAGGAGAGAACUGCUACAGGAUUAGCUCACAUUAUUGAAAUGAGGAAAGUCCUUGACUUGAGGAUUAAUCUGAAACCUUCCUACCUGGUGGUUCCACGGACUGGUUUCUACCAUGAAAAUUCAGAUUUGCUGAUUCUGGACUUUGGUACAUUUCAGCUGAACAGCAUAAAUCAAGGCAGUAGUGAAGCUUCCAACUUUUCAUCUUUAGAGGAGAUUAUGGACAAAGCUUAUGACAAAUUUGAUGUGAAAAUUAAAAACGUGCAACUUCUUUUUGGGAGAAGAGGUGAAGACUGGAAGAAGGCUCGUUUUCAACACCCAUCAACUUUGCACAUUUUGCAGCCUAUGGAUAUCCAUGUACAGUUGGCAAAAUCAAUGGUGGAAAGAGAUUCCAGGAUGGCAAAGUUUAAAGUGUCAGGAGGACUUCCUUUGGUGCAUGUCAGACUCUCUGACCAGAAAAUCAAGGCAAUCUCUGAUCUGAUUGAUAGCAUUCCACUGCCUCAGAAGUCAUCUGUGUCAGUUCCAAGCACAAAGGUACCAGCUAUUCCCACAAUUCCUGUUGUUGGCAAAGGGCUGCUUAGCACACCCCAGCUGUUAGCAGAAAUGGUGUCAGACUCUGAAGAAGAAUAUUUUGAUUUUGAGGAAAGCUCUGAACCAAUUGACAGUUCAGUAAUUAAAGGAGAAGAAAUAAGAAAAGAGGAGCCUGCUCAGGAGGAACUGACAGAUCUUCACCUCAAGUUUGAAAUUAAAGAAGUUUUAGUAGAGCUCACCAGACAAAAGACAAUUGAGGAAACAGUGCUUGUAUUUGAUGUAAUGCAUCUUGGGACAGAAGCCACUGUCAAAACCUACAAUUUAGCAGCUGUAUCUUAUUUGAAGAAAAUAAGCUUGGAUUACUAUGGAACUGGAGGUAAAAAAGGACCCAUUCAUCUAAUUAGUUCCUCAGACAAGCCUGGCUUAGACCUGCUGAAAGUGGAAUAUGUCAAGGCUGACAGAAAUGGGCCACAGUUUCAGACAGUUUUUAACAACACUGAACAGAUGAUUCAGGUGACUUUUUCAUCACUGAACCUCCUGCUGCACACAGAGGCCCUUAUGUCUGCUGUCAGUUUUCUAACAGCUGUUAGUCCAUCAGGCACUGAAAGAACUGGAGAGACACCAGCCAAAGAAAAAAAGCAAGAGGAUGACUCGAGAUUGAAGAAAGUGUCUAAACCUUCCAAGGAUAAGGAUGUGUUUGACUUCAAGCUUUUUGCCAAGCUGGAUGCCUUCUGUUUAAAUAUUUGUGAUGAAAAAAAGAACAUUGCAGAGAUCAAGAUACAAGGUCUUGACUCAUCUCUUUGCCUUCAGCCAAGCCAAACUGUAUUCUUUGCCCGACUGAAGGACAUAGUUGUCACAGAUGUUGAUUCAAGGACCCUUCAUAAAAAAGCUGUGUCUAUAGUGGGAGAUGAAGUUUUCAGUUUCAAUCUGACAUUAAAUCCUCAUGCUACUGAGGGAGAAGCCUACACUGACAUGUCAAAAGUGGAUGGUUCUGUAUGUUUGAAAGUGGGCUGCAUCCAGCUGGUGUACCUUCACAAAUUUCUCAUGUCUCUCCUGACCUUCUUGAACAACUUCCAGACAGCCAAGGAGACCCUGAGUGCUGCCACAGCCCAGGCUGCAGAGAAGGCUGCCAGCAGUGUGAAGGGCCUGGCCCAGAGGAGUUUCCGCCUCGCCAUGGACAUUCACCUGAAAGCACCAGUCAUAGUCAUCCCCCAGUCCUCCAUCUCCCCCAAUGCCAUAGCAAUAGAUCUGGGCUUGAUUAAGGUUCAGAACCAGUUUGUCUUGGUGUCCUCUGAGGGCAGUUCACUCCCUCCAGUCAUUGACAAAAUGGAUGUGCAGCUGACAAAGCUGAAACUGUCAAGGAUCACUUUGGAGACAGAUUUGACACAUCCAGAUAUUCAGAUACUUCACCCUAUUAAUUUAAGCUUGUCUGUGAAAAGAAAUCUCUCUGCAGCUUGGUUUCACAAGUUACCAGUGUUGGAGGUCACAGGGUAUUUGGAUACAAUGAAUGUUGUGUUAAGUCAAGAGGAUUUGAGUGUCUGUCUCAAAGUGUUGACAGAAAACCUGGGUGAAGCAGAAGAGACUCAAAAGGAUGCAACAAAAUCAGUGCUGCAGAAGGAAGGUAAAAUGAAAGAAGUGGAGAGAUCAAUUUUGAUACAGGAUAAGAGUGUUUCAGAAGGAUUGCUGUCUGAAAAGAGAAAAAUAACAUUAAAUGAAGAUGUAAUCAAUAUGCUGCUUAAUUUUGAAAUCAAGGAGGUUAAAAUAACCCUGAUGAAGCAGGUUCAGAAGGAGAGAUAUCCAUUACAUAUUCUAACUGUGCUACAGCUUGGCACCAAAACCAAAAUUAGAAAUCAUGAAUUGGCUGCAGCAGCAUAUCUGAAGAAAAUUACAAUGAGAUGCACUGAAAUACAUGACUCAAAAGGAGAUCCUCUUUGCAUUCUUAAUUCCUCAAGUGAGACAGAUGAACAUCUUUUGAAAAUGGAAUAUAUUAAGGCUGAUCCUGAUGGACCAGACUUUGUUACUGCUUACAAAAGCACCAAGCAAAACAUGAAUGUCAUCUUUUCCUGUUUGGAUAUAGUGCUUCACACUGAGGCUUUGCUUUCCAUCAUGGGUUUCCUCACCUUCAGUGUUCCAUCAGGUGGUCUUCCCAGUGCUGAGAAAUCUUCAGAGCACAAGCCUCCAAUGAAAGAGCAGGAAAAAGGAAGCACUCUUAGAGCAGUGUCUGGUGAUGCAGCCCAUGAUGAUGUCUCUGAAUUAAAGCUCACUGCAAAGCUGAAUGCAUUCAGUAUUACAGUGUGUGAUCAGACCUGCACAAUUGCAGACAUUAGAGUACAAGGAAUGGAUGCAUCUGUGGCUAUGAAGCCUAAAGAGAUUAAAGUGUUCUCCAGACUUAAGGACAUUGUAAUUACAAAUGUUGAUCCAAAAACAAUCCAUAAAAAGGCUGUCUCCAUAAUGGGAGAUGAAGUGUUUAGAUUCCACAUGUCACUUUAUCCAGAUGCCACUGCAGGGGAGGCCUAUGCUGAUAUGUCAAGGGUGGAUGGUAAAAUGUCUCUGAAAGUGGGCUGCAUCCAAAUAAUUUACCUGCAUAAGUUCUUCAUGUCUCUCUUGAACUUCCUGAACAAUUUCCAAGCAGCACAAGAAGCCCUGACUGCAGUCACUGCACAGGCAGCAGAAAUGGCUGCUUCCAGCAUGAAGGACUUUGCUAAAAAGAGCUUCCGCCUCCUGAUGGAUGUCAACUUGAAAGCUCCAGUCAUAGUUGUCCCUGAAUCUUCAGCUUCAUCUAAUGCUUUGGUAGCUGAUCUUGGCUUAAUCAGAGUUCAGAAUGAAUUCAAGCUGGUGUCCUCAGAUGAAUCUCCUCUCCCUCCAGUCAUUGACAACAUGGAUGUGCAGCUGACUCACUUGAAAUUAUCAAGGUGCAUUAUAUCCACAGAUUCACAACCAGAUUCUGAAAUUCUGCGUCCUGUGAGUUUGACUUUACUGGUCCAGAGAAAUUUAGCAGCAGCAUGGUAUCAUAAAUGCCCAACAAUUGGUAUCAAAGGAGACCUAAAACCAAUGCAGAUUGCACUCAGUGAAGGUGAUCUAACUGUUGUCAUGAAGAUUUUACUUGAAAACCUUGGAGGGGCUUCUUCCCAGCCACAUACUGUGCAGGAGAAUAUUGAGGAUAUGCAGAUACCUAAAAAAGGGAAAGCUCCACAUGAAUCUGGUGGCUCUGAGGGUAUGUUCAGUUCAAAGGCUGAAUAUGUAAUGAUAGACAAGAAAGAUGACACAAAUGACACUUCUAUGAUUGAUAUAAGAUACAAGCAGGAUAAAGAUGGAACUGAAGUUGUUGCUGUCCUCGACAAGCUGUACAUAUGUGCUAGUAUGGAAUUUUUGUUGGCAGUAGCACAUUUUUUCAUUAAGUCAAUGCCAGUGUCUUCAGCUGAAGGAUCUGCACAAUUCCAAUUAAAGCAAGUUGCUGCUGGGAAAUCCAAGGCAGAUACAGAGAUAUCUGUACGGCCAAACAUGACAGUAAAAGCUGUGAUUCUGGAUCCAGAAAUUGUAUUUGUUGCUAAUUUGACCAGUGCUGAUGCCCCUGCCUUAAAAGUUUCCUUCCAAUGUGACUUUUCUCUGACAUCAGACAAGCUUGCACAAAGGAUGACUGCUCAAGUGAUGGCCUUCAAAGUGUUGGCCUGUGCUUUUCUCAAAGAAAAACAAGGCAAGAAUGUUACUACGGUGUUACGGCCAUGCUUUUUGGUCAUGGAAAAUAUGGUGCACACUUCAGGGUUACACACUGUGGCAGUAACAAUGGAGGAACUAACUAUUAAGAUAUCACCAAUAAUUUUGAAUACUGUUGUGACCAUUAUGGCUGCCCUAAAACCCAAAACAGCAGAGGAGGAUUCCAGAGGAGCAGCAGAAGUUUCUGAGAACUUGUGGCAAGUGAAGCCUGUGGAUGAGUGCAAUGCUUGGUUCCUUGGUGUUGACAUAGCCACAGAAGCAACAGAAACUUUUAGGGACCAUGAACAAAUUCUGAAGCAAGAGAAAUUUGAUAUUGUAGUGAAAUCAGUUCAGAUGACCUUGGAAUGUGGCCUGGGCCAUCGGACUGUCCCUUUAUUGUUGGUGGAAUCUGCAUUUUCAGGUGUCCUUAAAAACUGGUCCUCACUGAUGGAGGUCACUGCUGAUAUGUCACUGGAGGUUCAUUAUUACAAUGAAACCUAUGCAGUGUGGGAGCCACUUAUUGAACGAGUUGAAGGAGGAAGGAAGCAAUGGAAUUUAAAGCUAGAGAUGAAGACUAACCCUGUCCAGGAGAGAAGUCUGCUGCCAGGGGAUGAUUUCAUUGUUAUUCCUGAGCCACAAACAGCAAUUAACAUCUCUUCAAUGGACACAAUGAACAUAACAAUAUCCAAAUGUUGUCUAGCUGUUUUCAGUAACCUAGCCAAGGCAUUUUCAGAAGCAACUGCAUCCACCUUUGGCUAUUCCUUUAAAGAGACAGCACCUAUCAUAGUGAAGAAUGCCCUGGGUGUUCCUCUCAAAGUGAUUCCUAGCUCCAAUUUUCGGAUAGUGGGUUCAGUUGAAAAAGAAAAUGUGAAUGAAAUAGAAACUGGUCAGAGCAUGGAACUGGAAUAUUCUGUUUUUGAAGCACCCCAGCGAGGAAGGUUGUCUGCACUGCACCGACAGGAAAGCUCUGUCUUCUCUUUAAAUUUAGAGCUGGAGGGAUACCAGGAGGCGCUGAGCAUUCCCGUGGCCAAGCCAGGCCGGCGCCUGUACAGCGUCAGGGCCGGCGCCGAGCGCCCCGCACACGACUCGGUGCUGGUGCAGAUCGACGCCACGGAAGGGAAUAAAGUCAUCACUGUGCGCUCCCCUCUGCAGAUCAAGAACCAUUUCUCAAUUCCAUUUGUGAUCUACCAGCUGGCUAAAGGCUCCAAGUUGCUGAAGCCAAUUGGCAUAUCCAAGCCAGAAGAAGAGUUUCAUGUUCCUUUGCAUUCAUACAGGUGCCAUCUGUAUGUCCAACCAACAGGAAUAUUUGAGGGUCAGUACAAGGAGUCUACAACUUACAUUGCCUGGAGGGAAGAGCUACACAGGAGCGAUGAAGUCAAGUGCUUGUUGCAGUGCCCAGCCACUGAGACCAAUUUCCUGCCUCUAAUAAUCAGCUCAGCAGCUGUACCUGAUGAACUGAGUUUUAUUUCAAGUUCUGUAGAGGAGUUGGAUCCUGCCUACAUUAUCCACCUUUGCCCUACACUGACUGUGAGGAAUCUCCUGCCAUACACCUUGAGAUUUUUACUUGAGGGAACCGCAGAAGACCGUGAAUUAACUGAAGGCAGUGCUGCAGAUGUUUUUCACUCAAGAAUCAGUGGAGAAAUAAUGGAGCUUGUGUUGUUAAAAUACCAAGGCAAAGACUGGCAUGGCCAUCUCAAAAUCUGUGAUGGGAUGUGUGAAUUUUUCCCUGUGCGUUUCGUGUCCCACAGUGCCCCAGAGCUGGCUGUGGAUGUUUACAUCCAUGCCAGGCGGGUCGGCGGCCACAUGGUCCUGGCUGUGUUCAGCCCCUACUGGAUUAUCAACAAGACCUCCCGAGUCCUGCAGUACCGAGCUGAAGACACUCAUGUGAAGCAUCCAGCAGACUACAGAGAUAUUGUUUUGUUCUCAUUUAAAAAGAAAAAUAUUUUUAGUAAGAACAAGAUCCAGCUCUGUAUUUCAACCAGCACUUGGUCCAACAGCUUUUCCCUUGAUACUGUGGGAAGCUAUGGAUGUGUCAGGUGUCCAGCUAAUAACAUGGACUACCUGGUUGGAGUCAGCAUCACAAUGAGCAGUUUCAACCUUACCAGGAUAGUUACCUUCACUCCAUUCUACACAAUAGCAAACAAAUCUUCUCUGGAGCUUGAAGUUGGAGAAAUUGGUCCUGAUGGUUCUCUUCCAACUAAUAAAUGGAGUUAUAUCUCGGCUUCAGAGUGUCUUCCAUUUUGGCCUGAAAACUCAUCUGGUGAACUUUGUGUAAGAGUAGUUGGCUAUGAAAGCUCAUCCAAACCAUUCCUGUUUAAAGCCCAGGAUAAUGGUACUCUGCUGAAACUGGAAGAAUUGAAUGGGGGCUUGCUGGUAGAUGUGAAUGUCUCAGAGCAUUCUACUGUGAUCAGCUUCACAGAUUACCACGAGGGAGCUGCCCCAGCUCUGAUUGUGAACCACACUCCGUGGGACUCCCUCAGAUAUAAACAGAGUGGAUUACAGGAGGAAAUGGAGUUGAAACCAAGGCAAGUAUGCCUCUUUGCCUGGACAGAUCCAACCAAACCAAGAAAACUGACUUGGGGCUACUCUCAAUGUUUUGGUGAACAUGACCUACUUAAGGAUGACUGUGGCCAGUUCCCCUACAAUGCAAACACUCAGAUUCACUGGGUGUCUUUCCUGGAUGGACGACAGCGAGUGCUGCUUUUCACAGAUGAUGUGGCUCUGGUGUCCAAAGCACGACAAGCAGAGGAGCUGGAGCAACCUGACCAAGAAAUAAACUUGUCAAUCCAUAGUCUUGGACUUUCUCUAGUUAACAAUGAAAAUAAAAAAGAAAUCUCUUACAUAGGAAUUACUAGUUCUGAUGUUGUUUGGGAACGGAAACCAAGGCAAAAGUGGAAACCAUUUAAUCAAAAACAAAUAAACCUAUUGGAACAAGCAUAUCAAAAGUAUCUCUCCAGGACUGCUUUCCAAGGUCCUGGUUGGCAUAAACUGGACAGCAAUACUGAGGUGAAUUUUAGCAAGUCCCCAAUGGAAAUGCGUCUGCCCGUCAGAUGCAGCAUCCGCCGGAACUUCCUGUCAGGAAUUCAGGUUGAAUUCAAGCAGUCACCUCACCAAAGGAGCCUACGGGCUCAGCUCUACUGGCUGCAGGUUGAUAAUCAAUUACCAGGGUCGAUGUUUCCUGUUGUAUUUCACCCUGUGGCCCCUCCCAAGUCCAUUGCUUUGGAUUCAGAACCAAAGCCCUUCAUUGACAUCAGCAUCAUCACUAGAUUCAAUGAAUACAGCCAAGUCCUGCAAUUCAAGUACUUCAUGGUUCUUAUCCAGGAAAUGGCACUGAAAAUCGAUCAAGGAUUUUUAGGAGCACUUAGUGAACUUUUCACUCCAUCUACAGACCCAGAAGCUGAAAGACAAAGGUCUAAAUUAAUUCAGCAAGAUUUGGAUGCACUUAACACUGAGCUGAUGGAGUCUUCCCUAACAGAUGUGUCAAUGCUCAGCUUCUUUGAACAUUUCCAUAUUUCUCCAAUUAAGUUGCAUUUGAGUUUGUCCCUGGCUGCUGGUGGAGAAGCAUCAGAUAAGGGGGAAGAAAUGAUAGCCAUCCAUUCUCUGAAUUUGCUGUUGAAAAGUAUUGGAGCUACUCUCACAGAUGUGGAUGAUGUUGUUUUCAAACUUGCUUUCUUUGAAAUUAAAUACCAGUUCUACAAGAGAGACCAACUGAGGAUGAGAGUUAUUAGGCAUUACAGUGAACAAUUCCUGAAACAGAUGUAUGUUCUUGUACUUGGAUUAGAUGUUCUUGGAAAUCCAUUUGGUUUGAUCAGAGGGCUGUCUGAGGGAGUUGAAGCUUUCUUCUAUGAGCCAUUCCAGGGGGCUGUUCAAGGACCUGAAGAAUUUGCUGAAGGCUUUGUAAUUGGUGUUAGAAGUCUUCUUGGGCACACAGUGGGUGGGGCAGCAGGGAUGGUGUCCAGGAUCACUGGCACUGUUGGCAAGGGCUUGGCUGCCAUCACUCUGGAUGAGGAAUUUCAGCAGAAAAGGAGAGAGGAGAUGGGACGGCAGCCCAAGGACUUUGGGGAGAGCCUGGCCAAAGGAGGGAAAGGCCUGUUAAGGGGUGUUGUUGGAGGUGUGACAGGCAUCAUCACUAAACCAGUAGAAGGAGCUAAAAAAGAAGGUGCAGCUGGAUUCUUUAAAGGCAUUGGGAAGGGGCUGGUAGGAGUGGUAGCCCGGCCGACGGGAGGCAUUGUGGAUAUGGCAAGCAGCACAUUCCAGGGAAUCCAAAGGGUGGCAGAAUCAACUGAGGAAGUGUCAAACCUGCGUCCCCCACGCCUCAUCCGAGAGGAUGGCAUCAUCCGGCCCUACAACAGGGUGGAAGCUGAGGGCUAUGAUUUAUUUGAGAAGUUGCACAUCAGGAAGUUGGAAAAAGAGGUUUAUCGAUACCACUGUCCAAUUCCAAGAGGCAGAAGAGCAAAUCUUAUUGUUACCAACAGGAGAGUGAUAUAUGUGAAAGAAGUGGAAAUCUUAGGCCAUUUAACAACAGAGUGGGAUUACUUAUUUGAAGAAUUCACACGUUAUCCCUCCUAUGAAGCAAAUAUUUUAAAAAUUACUGUUUGGGAAGAACAAAACAUGUUCCAAAGAAAGGACAGUGCAGGUUAUGAAUGUGUAAAGACUGUUCAGCUUUGGGAUGAAGCUACAGCAAGGAGGGUUUGUGGUGCCAUUCAGGAAGCCCUGGCAACACGAAAACAGGAGAAGCUGGUGAAGAGAGCAUCCUUAAAGUGGAGGAAACCUUAAAUGCUCUCUUGAUAGCCAGGAUUUGUCGGGUUUGACACUUGGUAUGCAAUUUUCUCCCUAAAAUUGAUUAGAAGCAACAUGGAAACAUUGGGGAAAAAGUGAAAAUAAAAUAUCUGAGGUCUUCUUUCAAAGUCAGCAGCCAUUAACACUUCAGUUUUAGAAGUUAUGCAUCAUUUGGAAGGAAUUGGUUCCUAAAACUUGCAUUUCAGUUUAAAAAUUCCAUUUCUUUGAUAAAAUGUUUUCCCACUCUGAAAUUUUAUUUUCUGCCCUUUUAAUGUCAGAGAUUCUAAAAUGAAGUGGUUACCUUAUUUGCACUCUAAGGUUUUGGUUUACAGACCAGGGGUAGUGGUUGUGGUGUUUUUUCAGAUGAAGCACUUCUGUUAGUGAUUGAAACAAAUUAAGAACUCUGUUUUAUACAACAUUCUCCUUAAAUGACUCUACACAAUUUAGCUAAUAUAAUUUCAUCUCUGAAUGUUUAGUAUUAGAAAAUACUGCAUAGAAGCAAUGUAAUAAUUUCUAUAUAUAAAAGAAAUAGGCUGUGGUUGUCUGGAAAUGUUUACUUUGAAAUGUCACAUUGUAAAUGAAAAUCUGCACUUUAAAAAUGGAAAAUAUUAUUCACCUGUCAUGUGCCUGUUUAUGGUUUUGGUUGUGUCACUGUAGCCUAAGAACUCUCCAGGAGGAACAGCACACUGGGUUUAGCAUUGGAUGUCAGAAACUUAAAUCUGAGAAAUUAGCUCUCCAUAUUUCAGUGGCUCCACUGGAAGAAAGCCAUCUCACUGAGUUCAAACUCACUUCUGAUGCAACCUUUUUGUGGCAGUUUCUCCUCCUGAAGGCUGUCAGCAUUCAGUUUAACACAACAGUUAAGCACAAAUUGUAUGAAUAACCCAUGAACUUCCUUGAGACAAGUUCCAUUCUUACCAGGAGGCCAAUCCAUAGGUAGCUGAGUCAGGAAUAGAGGAGCAAACAGAUUUCAGGUUUGAAUUCAGUGAUCAGGGAACUGGGAGCUGUUGCUGUCAGAUCAGAAAAUCAGUAAUAAUACAACCUAGUCCUUGCAAAAACUCAUGAAAAUUUGACCUUCUUAAUAUCCUUUUCUUGGAAACAAUAUUUUCUAUUUCUUACUUCUCUUUUGUGCUAGAUAACAGCUGUAGAUAGAAACUUGAUGAACUAAAAUGACAGUAUUUUUCUACAGAUCCAUACAGUGCACCAGGCCUGGAUUUUUAAACUCUACACUUAGGGGCUGGUGCAUUGUAUAAAUGCACUCUUUACCUGCACCUAUGAGCUCACCAAAGUUAGAAAGUUUAAGAUAUUUGUAUGCUGCCAAACACAGAAUUUGCAGAGAGCAUUGCACACAUGAUUUGAUUGGUAUUGUAUGCACAUGGCUAUUAAUCCACUUUUCUACAAGGGAAGGAAUGUGGUACAGCUUUAAUUCUUAGUAUCACCUGUUUUCUAGAAAGCUCUGCUCAACAAUAAAGAAAAUAGCUGUCCAGCUUGUAUGUAUAUCAAGUUCAUGUUUUAAAAAAAAAGACAAUAAAUUUUUAUAUGCAA
Messenger RNA from Zonotrichia albicollis (white-throated sparrow), 12462 nucleotides. The record is from RefSeq and is a predicted model, not a curated record. Lineage: Eukaryota; Metazoa; Chordata; Aves; Passeriformes; Passerellidae.